UUUUGCGGAAGAUACGUUCCAAAUUAGCCAAAGAUCAACAUAGCACUCGAAUAACCACAGAGCAGCGAUAAAAUAAACGUGGGUGGGUAUCUAUCGGUUCCUCUUGUCAGGUAGAAUUUUUGAGAUUCAGUUUUCGCUUGUUUUGACCCCAGUUCUUGAAACUUCAGGGUCUUUCUGGAGCGCUGUAGGUGCCGCAGGCGGUCAGCGGGCGUCAUCGUUUUUCUGUUGUUGUGGCGGCGCAAACCGGGGACGCGUCCAAUGAGUCAGCUGCUGAUAGGGGUUAAUUUUACCUAACGAACCUAUAUAUAUCGAUAACAGCCUCGGUGGAAACAAGAACAAGAGACAAGUGCUAGUUUUGACGACGGCUUCAGAGGUAACAAUGGCAGUUCCGGUUGCUGCAUUACAACUGAGCACAUCAUCUAACGUUAGCCCGGGUUUGUUGGAGCACAACAUUCACAUCAGCGACAGAGAUUUGGGGAGGAUUUCAAGUAACAAUGAAAACGACACUCUGCCUUUACAUUCUCCUUGGACUUUUUGGCUUGAUAGAUCUCUACCAGGAACUACAGCAGCUGAAUGUGAGUCAAACCUGAAGAAAAUCUACACAGUGGACACUGUCCAGAACUUUUGGAGAGUUUACAACAACAUCCCCGGGGUCUCCAGCCUGCCGCUGAGAUGCAGCUACCAUCUGAUGAGAGGAGAGAGAAAACCACUCUGGGAAGAAGAGAGCAAUGCUAAAGGUGGUGUGUGGAAGAUGAAAGUACCCAAAGAAUGCACUUCUGCCGUGUGGAAAGAGCUGCUGUUGGCGACCAUUGGAGAACAGUUCAGUGAUUAUUGUGCCUCAGAGGAUGAAGUAGUCGGGGUCAGCGUCAGUGUAAGAGACAGAGAAGACGUCUUUCAGGUGUGGAAUGGAAAUGCUUCAUGCGCUAACGAGUCAAACAUCCUCGGGAGAAUCAACGAGCUCCUUCCUCAAAUUCCCUUUAAAGCCGUGUUCUACAAACCACAUGAGGAGCAUCACGCAUUUGAAGGAGGUCGAUCAAGACAUUAGCACGCCUCGCACAUCAGAACCCUUUAGAUGUACAUGUUAAUUGCUUAUUUUGGAUAAUGUUUGGGCAAAAUUUGAUGCAGUUGAGUUGCUGUAUGUCAUCUUAAUUACCUCAAAAUGUAGCCGAUGUAUUUUGAAUCUCAGAAGAUGGGGUUCUCCACCUUCUGAGCGUAUGUCACAAGAUCCAAAAUAUUUUUUUUUAGUCGGAAAGUAAAACCAUUUUAGUUUAAUUGUGUCUUUGGCAGUGUUUGUAUGUUUUUAUACUGAAAGUUUUGCAAACCAAAAACAGCAGAUCAUGUACAGUUAGGUUUUUAUACAUGUAUUAUGGCAUAUUUUGGCUAGCAUCCGGAGCACAGACUUACCUUGAUCUUUAACUUUGGAUUUAAGUUCCACAAUUUGAAUCUACAUCCUCAUGUAUACACAUUAAGGAUUUUCUAGUGCCCUCUUUUGUCUGUUUAUUUCACAGCCAAACACUGCUGCCUAUACUGGGAAACAUACAUGUUAAUAUGCUGUAAUGCUACUAUUUGAGCAGAAAUUGCACAUUGGUUUUUUACUUCUUUCUUUAGGAUAUAUGUGCAUAGUAAAAAAAAAUUGUUAUGUUCAUGUUACAAUAGAAUAACCCCAGUGCACAAGUCAUAGUUAGAUGCUGAGAAAUAUAUGCAAUCAUUUCUAUUCUGUAGAUUUGUAGUGUCAUGGUUGUCCAUUUGUUUAAGCUCUGCUCUAAAUCUAAAGCACUUUGUUUUCUUACUGUUAGUCACCAGAUAGCCCUUCUAGGAUUAUGUGGAGUCACAAUGACUGAGAUCAAGUCCACUUUGGUUUUGUGUCUGAUGUCUUUGGUUCACUUUUGGUUUUCUUUUUCUGCCUUAGUGUAGAAGUCAAGGUUAAAUGUUUUUAAUGGAUUCAAUUGACUUGAGUUAAGAUCAAACCUACAAAACACAACUUUUUUAUUAUAUUGGUCCAAUAAAAAUUGAAUAAACUAAAAUCUGAACCCUUCACAAAGACACGAUGAAUUUGUUCCAUCUGAAGUCAAAUUAUAGAGGUUAGAAAGUUGAAGCAUUAUUCAUCUCACUUGGCACUUUUAUGGUGAGUGUUAGUGGCUGCAAGACAGAUUAUCUGGAGUACGUGCAGCAUUGUACUUAGCUAUAAUGUUUCUUCAUGGUUUUGUACUCACAGAUAGGUUGUUUACGCUGAAGCAGAUUCCUCGGAGGAGUUGCCAAGAUUGCAGCAUUUUACCUUUCCCUUCAUGUUCUUCAUGUGUUAAUGUUUCAAGCACAUCUUACUACUAUACCAUUGCACAUACACAGUUGACCACUCUAAAGAUUUCAAACUUUGUAAAUGAUUGUUAAUCUUGGAUGGUGCCUUGUGUUCACCAGCAGUUUAGAAUGUCAUCUGUGUUCAGCAUGUUGGACUUGUAAAUACUCAUGUUUCUCUAUUAGUUUUACACAUGUUUGAGAAAUAAAGACACCUAAACUUUCA
Messenger RNA from Cheilinus undulatus (humphead wrasse), 2518 nucleotides. RefSeq names its product eukaryotic translation initiation factor 4E family member 3 (gene eif4e3). Gene Ontology annotation, biological process: translational initiation. The coding region runs from base 380 to 1045 and encodes 221 amino acids. Gene Ontology annotation, cellular component: eukaryotic translation initiation factor 4F complex. The record is from RefSeq and is a predicted model, not a curated record. Gene Ontology annotation, molecular function: translation initiation factor activity; RNA 7-methylguanosine cap binding. NCBI's taxonomy places the organism in Eukaryota, Metazoa, Chordata, Actinopteri, Labriformes, Labridae. The transcript is spliced from 7 exons.